Messenger RNA from Angiostrongylus costaricensis, 570 nucleotides. The record is from the annotation of a GenBank genome assembly. NCBI's taxonomy places the organism in Eukaryota, Metazoa, Nematoda, Chromadorea, Rhabditida, Metastrongylidae.
AUGCGAACAUUGGCGUGUGAUAAUAUUGGAGUGAAAAUCCAUGGUUGGCAGUUAUAUCAACUUCGCUUUGCUGAUGACAUCGUCCUUAUAACACCGAACAUUAGCCAAGAGGAACGCAUGCUUGCCGACUUUGAUAAAGCCUGUGGAAAGAUUGGUCUUCGACUAAAUUUCACAAAAACGAUGUUCAUGAAGAGCGGAUUGGUUUCGCAUGCCCCAUUCACGCUCAACGGAACGAAUGUCUCUGAAUGCUCCAGUUAUGUCUAUAUAGGUUGGGAAAUCAACAUGUUGAUCGACUUGGCUUCUGAGUUAAGCAGAAGGAAACGAGUGGCUUGGGGAGCUUUCGAGAGCAUCGAGGAUGUAGUGAAGAGGACAAAGAACACCCGAAUCGGUGCCCAUAUUUUCGACUCAACGCUACAUCCUGCGCUAAUGUAUGCGUCAGAAACCUGGUCGUUGCGUAAGCAGGAUGAAAGAUUACUCAGCGUUAUUGAACAUGCAGUCGAAACGAUUCUAGGAGCGUCCUGUUUCACCCAAGCAAGGGAAGGGAUCCGAAGCUCCGACCUGCGUCAAUGA